UUGAUAGCAAUUUGUACUCCCAGGCUGUAGCUACAUUAAAUACAACGGAUAAUGGUUGAACUGGAAAAAUUAAUCCUUUGAACUUCAAUAUUCAAAAGGAUAGCAAACAUGUGAACUCGUACAAAUGCAAGUAAAAUCCAUCCUAUGUGUGAUCCUCAGUUGUGUGUUCUCCACUAGAGCAGCGUUGUGGAUGGACGGAGUGUACGAGUUGGCGAGGAAGUGUAUCAGACUUGCAGAAGUGAACGGUACAGAAGACGAUGUGACAGACCUGUUGAUGGGAUACCUCCCCGACACUCGGUCCGGCAAGUGCAUGUUGAAGUGUAUGCAGGAACACGUGGGCAUCCUAGUGAACGGAACUUACGAUUUGAAGGGAACAUACCUCUUCUUCAGGAACACCUUUCCUGAGAAUCCCUUCCACAAGAAUAUGGAGAGAGCUGUUAGGUUUUGUGGGAAGAUAGUGGAGAAGAGGCGUAGUGAAGACAUGGACCCGUGCCAGUACGCUCACAUGGUCGCAGCGUGCGUCAAACGACGCAUUAGGUUCAGACCAGGCUGCAGGUCAGCCUUCUACAACCCCUUUAAGUGGAAAGAUCCCUCUAAGAGAGUCACCAUCAAACCGGGGAAGAAAUACUUCGUGCCUGACCCGAGGUUCAUGCAGAAGGUAGAGUUUGAGAUCAUCACCCGGCCAACCAGGAAAUACACACUGGGCGAUCUGAACACAACCCUUGCUUCAGGGGAGAGUGUAGAGGCCGGGGCGUACGUGUGGACACCGCCGAAGAAGACGAGGAAAGGGAAAUGGGGAAGGAGGCAGAAGGAGGAGAUGAGAGAGAAAAAGAAGAAAGCUAAAGAAGCUGAGAAUGGAAGUGUAAGUGGGAUGGACAUAUCUGAAGACGACGAAACCUUGGAGAAGUCUUCAAAGACUAGGAGGCAUAAGAAAGAUUUUGUUAUAUAGUAAAUACAUUUUUAUACAUUAUA
Molecule: messenger RNA, 972 nt
Organism: Macrosteles quadrilineatus (aster leafhopper)
Lineage: Eukaryota; Metazoa; Arthropoda; Insecta; Hemiptera; Cicadellidae
Exons: 2
Coding region: 125-949 (274 amino acids)
Molecular function (GO): odorant binding
Source: RefSeq, a predicted model, not a curated record